AUGGAAGACGGCCAGAAAGUUCUCGUCGGUUGCAUCGGUGGCUCUGGGUUGUACAACCUCGACAACCUGACUCCUGUCAAGACCCUCGAUAUCACCACCCCCUGGGGCAAGCCUUCUUCUCCCAUCACCAUCUCCUCUCUCCCCACCGGCGAGCUCAUCGCCUUUAUCUCUCGUCAUGGAACUGCACACACCAUUACCCCCACCGAGGUCCCCGCGCGCGCCAACAUUGCCGCUCUCAAGCACAUUGGUGUCGAGGCCAUCAUUGCCUUCUCUGCCGUCGGCUCUCUGAGGGAGGAGAUUGCCCCGGGAGACUUUGUCAUUCCCAACCAGAUCAUUGACAGAACCAAGGGUAUCAGGGAGGACACCUUCUUCAGGGGUGAGGGGCUCGUCGUUCACUCUAUGUUUGGGGAGCCAUUCAGUGAGAAGCUCAAUGCGUUCGUGGCGCCCCGAGUGGAGAAGAUCUUGAAGGCGCAGGGCGAGAUCAAGUUGCACACUGAAAAGACUGUUGUGUGUAUGGAGGGCCCUGCGUUCUCUACCCGAGCCGAGUCCCUCAUGUACCGUCAAUGGGGCGGCGACAUCAUCAACAUGUCUGUCAUCCCCGAGGCCAAGCUCGCCCGUGAAUGUGAACUCGACUACACCCUUAUUUGCACUUCCACCGACUUUGACGCCUGGCGAACCGGUCACGACCCCGUCACUGUUGAAGAGGUCGUCAAGACGCUUCACACCAACGCCGGCAACUCGCGAGCUGUCGCUGCUGGCAUCCUCCAGGAGGUACACGCGCUUGUCAGCGAGCGCAAGGUCCUGACUGAUAUCAAGGGGAGCAUGAAGUUUGCUUGUGUUACCAGGGCUGAUGUGCAACCUGUUGAGUCCAGGAAGAAACUGUCUUACAUCUUGCCUUACUUUUCCGACUAG
Molecule: messenger RNA, 912 nt
Organism: Cryptococcus amylolentus CBS 6039
Lineage: Eukaryota; Fungi; Basidiomycota; Tremellomycetes; Tremellales; Cryptococcaceae
Product: S-methyl-5'-thioadenosine phosphorylase
Exons: 6
Coding region: 1-912 (303 amino acids)
Biological process (GO): nucleoside metabolic process
Cellular component (GO): cytosol
Molecular function (GO): S-methyl-5-thioadenosine phosphorylase activity
Source: RefSeq, a predicted model, not a curated record